Messenger RNA from Aspergillus puulaauensis, 1332 nucleotides. RefSeq names its product exopolygalacturonase X-2 (gene PGAX2). Bases 1 to 1332 code for a protein of 443 amino acids. Gene Ontology annotation, biological process: carbohydrate metabolic process. The transcript is spliced from 3 exons. NCBI's taxonomy places the organism in Eukaryota, Fungi, Ascomycota, Eurotiomycetes, Eurotiales, Aspergillaceae. Gene Ontology annotation, molecular function: polygalacturonase activity. The record is from RefSeq and is a predicted model, not a curated record.
AUGGUGCCAAAUAUCUGCGGCAUUAUUGUUGCCUUUAUAACCUUAACACUGGCUCACCCUGGGCAUCCCAGCUUCCCAACGCGUCCAUCCAUCCACCCAGAUCCUCUUCAACCAUACAAGGCACUCCCACUGCACUCACGGCGCAACCCACACAAAGUAUGCCACGUCAAACCGGGUCGCAAAGGAAGCGAUGACGCGGACAGAAUCCGAAAUGCACUGCACAAGUGCAGCAACGGAGGAACGGUUGUCCUGGACAAAGACUACACCAUCUGCAGUCCGCUCGACCUACGCUUCUUGAAGCAUGUCGAUAUCGCAUUGACAGGUAAAGUGGAGUUCUGUCCCGAGGUGGACUUUUGGCAACAGAACUUGUUCGAGUUCCACUUCCAGAAUGCGUCUUCAUGGUGGGUUUGGGGAGGAGAGGACGUCCACCUCUACGGAGCUGGCACUGGUGUGAUCCAUGGGAAUGGACAGGCUUGGUAUGAUGCCUUCGCUGCUGACUCUAGCAUAAGGCGCCCGCUUCUGUUCAUAGCUGAUGGGUGGCAUGGGGGAUCCAUCACGGGUCUGAAGAUGCGACAUUCGCCAAAUUGGCACAACUUAAUUGCCAACAGCUCCGACAUCCUAAUCUCCGACAUGGAUCUGUUCUCUCGGUCAUUCUCUGAAAACGCCGCGGGCAAUCUCGACGGCUGGGAUACAUUCCGGUCCGACAAUAUCGUUAUCCAGAAUUCAGUGAUAGACCACGACGACGACUGCGUCUCGUUCAAGCCAAACAGCACCAACAUCAUCGUCCAGGGUCUGCAUUGCAAUGGAUCCCACGGUAUCUCUGUCGGGUCUCUCGGAAACUACCCGUACCAAUAUGACAUCGUCUCGGACCUGUACAUCUACAACAACACCAUGGCGAACACGACAACUGCAGCCCGGCUUAAAGUAUGGCCUGGAGAAGACGCCAUUAAAACAGGGGACCCUCCAUGGGUCGGAGGUGGUGGAAAGGGCUACGUGCGCAAUGUUACCUACGACACCAUGAUCAACGAUAACAACAACCUCGCUAUCCAGAUCGAUCAGUGCUACGGAGCUAUCAAUGCCAGCGAAUGCUUGGACCACCCGUCUGGCGUGAUACUGACGGACGUCGUUUUUAAGAAUAUAUGGGGCACAGCUAAUGGUGCCGACGACCCUGUUGCUGGGCAGCUUAUAUGUGGUUCUGAAGAUUCUUGCGAUAAUAUUCGGGCCGAGAAUGUCACCCUGAAGAAUCCCAGUGGACAGCCUCCGCAGUGGAAGUGUAGGUACAUGGAUGAAGAGCUGUUGGAUCUUGGUGGAGUUGGAUGUAUCCCAGCGUGA